Messenger RNA from Ricinus communis (castor bean), 1026 nucleotides. RefSeq lists its product as uncharacterized. The transcript has 5 exons. Lineage: Eukaryota; Viridiplantae; Streptophyta; Magnoliopsida; Malpighiales; Euphorbiaceae. Gene Ontology annotation, molecular function: acyltransferase activity, transferring groups other than amino-acyl groups. The coding region runs from base 75 to 875 and encodes 266 amino acids. Gene Ontology annotation, cellular component: chloroplast. The record is from RefSeq and is a predicted model, not a curated record.
GAAGACAGAGAGUGGCAAAGCUAACGGAUAAUCCAAUUCUAGAAUCCAAAACACACACCAAAAGAAGAGAAUAAAUGGCAGUGAUAGUUUCUUCACCUUCUCCUUCUCCUUCUCCACUUCCCAUUUCACGGCCGAUUACUUGUCCAAAUCCCCCUUACUCUCGCCGGUGCCAACUGAGACCGAUCACAGCGUCCCACGUCUGCACCCCUCACGACAUCAACAAAUCGUCCCUCGUAAUCGCCGAAACUGAAGCCGAAGAUGAGCUCUGGGCCGCCUCUUGUCUCCGUGUCCGCUCCUUCCACAACUUCCAUGAUUCCUCCUUCAGCAUCCAAGAUCAUAAGAAGUACUUAGCGGAGCGUGAAUUUGAAGCAGUGAAAGAACGUAUUUCUGGUAAAAGAACUGGAUUUAGAAGAGUUUCUUGUAUCAAUGCCACUCUUCCUUCAUCUCAAUUAUCUGAUUAUGAUGAUUUAUGCACCGAAUGUAAGUAUACUAAUAACGGUGAAGAUCGAGUAGUGGUUGGGACUCUUGAUCUCAAUCAAUGUCUAAGAUUACCAGAUGAAAUUACUGGAAAGAAACCUGAGGGAAUUGGAGCUGAUUUUUUAAGGGCAUACCUGAGCAAUGUAUGUGUCGCCAAGGAACUACAUAGACAAGGCUUGGGUUAUGAACUUAUUGCAAAGUCAAAAUUAGUAGCUCAAGAAUGGGGCAUUACUGACCUAUAUGUCCAUGUUGCUGUCGUCAAUGAACCAGCAAAGAAGUUAUACAUGAAAAGUGGCUUCAUCUUUGAGGAUGAUGAACCUGCAUGGCAAGCCAGGUUUCUUGAUCGGCCACGAAGGCUUCUACUAUGGUUUGGUCUCCCUGUUACACAUGAUCUGUAACGAUACAUUGCUCAUUUAUCUUCUGUCAUCCCCUUUUUAUUUUUUAUUCCAACAUUUUUUUUUAUGUUUAUAGCAUUAAACAAACCCUUGUUCUCACUUUAAAUUGUAAAGUUUUUCUUCCUUAUAUCAUUGUUACAAGAAUUUUAUGCAA